UAGCAAUAAGGGCGUUGCAGUUGGGAAUGCAUAUUCUUGCAUGUCGUGCUGUUUGGGAGUAGCCACAGGAAACGAAUUCGUUGUACCGACUGGUCGCCACAACUGAAAAGGGUUCAUUGCCGUACGUGUGACAACAGUAAAGCUACAAUUACACCAUGAAGCUGUUACAGAUCGCUCUUAUGUGUGGCUUGAUUGGAGGUAUCGUAGGCCUCCAAUGUUUCUUCUGUACUGACGGAUUAGGUGACACUUCCGUUGCCUGUCGGGAUCCGUUCAAUACAUCCACCACUGAUCCCACCGUUAUAAGACAGCUUUGCGGAGUUGGAGCUUACUCUUGUAGUAAAUCAUACUUGAGUUCAGCUGAUAUGAGUUUCACGGUGAGAGGUUGUGUCGACAGUUCCCUUUGCCCGGCCACGGAUGGGUGCACCUCGUCUGAAUAUCAAGGCAACGCUGCCACUGGCUGCUGCUGCACUACGGAUUUCUGCAACGGAGCUGGGUCGAUGUCGAUGAAUCUCCUCACCACUGCGGCUGUAGGCCUGGCUGCCUUAUUCGCUCUGUACUAGUGAGUGAAUCCACCACGAAGGAUUUGUGGGGGGGCAUCCCAUUUAGAAUUUGGCUUCCGUAGUCUGUAAAAUAUUGCUUUGAUAUUACUUUUGUUGCACAAGCAAUCUUCAUCUGGGCCUAGAAAAGCGCUGUUUUUCCCCUCAAAAUGAUUGAGCUUGAGUUUCAGUGUUUUAGAAUGGAGCAGUACGGUAUUCCCAGUGCAGAAAGAAUUAAGAACUAAGAUCCGUUAAAUCAUUUGAAUGAUAGGCUUUUUAGCCUGUUAGAUUUUUAAAAAUCCAUAAGUUGCAUUAGAUUUUUUACAAAUCCAUAAGUUGCAUAUAGGCCUAGUUAUGAAAAUGUACUACGUGAUUAGUGUACAUGGGAGGUAUGUAAUGGCAAGUAGACCUACUCAAAUCGGGCGAUUUGAGUAUGCCUAGGCCUAACGUACACUUUUAAUUAGGCCGAACUUCCACUCCACAAUUUAUAGUCUCACGGGCAUCACCGGAACACUUUGUGGGGUAUCACCGCAAUAUUAGAGAGCCACACUCACGGACAGUAACGUGGCCAGAAAAAAAAUCGUUUCAGGUCUGAAAUUCUCUGAAUAGCAUCCGACACCCGACCGGAGGCGCUGUUCAAAGUAAUAUGGACUGUAUAGGGCCUAAAUGAUCUGACAGUAGGUGGCGCUGUUCGUGGCUAGCGCCUCGAUCGCAUGCCCUGUCCAGCAGGUAUUUUUUUUCGUUGAGUCGCCACCCUAUCGUGUGGGGAGCAAGCGAGUGGCUUUCUGCUGAGAGUUUCAGUGGCGUAGCAAGGUCAUUGAAAAGGGCACUUGCACAUCCGUGCUGAAAUGUACCCGGAACGGCCAAUGGCACAAAAAGGCACGACUUCUUUU
This is a messenger RNA of Patiria miniata (bat star), 1429 nucleotides long. RefSeq lists its product as uncharacterized. Bases 156 to 560 code for a protein of 134 amino acids. Lineage: Eukaryota; Metazoa; Echinodermata; Asteroidea; Valvatida; Asterinidae. Gene Ontology annotation, biological process: regulation of synaptic transmission, cholinergic; positive regulation of voltage-gated potassium channel activity; sleep. The record is from RefSeq and is a predicted model, not a curated record. The transcript is spliced from 4 exons.